AGUUAUAACAAAUUGGCGACGGGGUUUUACUUUAAUUCAGUGCAGUUAUAACAAAUUGGCGACGGGGUUUUACCUUAAUUCAUCGCAGUUAUAGCAAGCAAACGACGACAGUUUUUCUUCUGUUCAGCGCAACUAUAUAACAUUUUUGACUGUGUUAAUUACAACCCAAUUACAAUGUCUAUCUCUCUGGACGAUCUCAAAUCUAUCUUGCAGCAGCAGCAGGUUCAGAAUGAAGCAGCUCAACUAAAAUUAAUCGAAGCUCUCACUCAGAAGCUGUCCAUUCAAGUUCCAUCAACAUCUCAUUCUGACAAAUAUGAAAGCAUCUCAAAUUCCAUUAGUGAGUUCAACUACGACCCAAUAUCUGGUCUCGUAUUUGAUGCAUGGUUCAAUCGUUACGAAGAUGUUUUCCGUAUUGAAUGCUACAUGUUUGAUGAUGCUGCCAAAGUCCGAUUGUUACUAAGAAAACUUGGUACUGUUGAGCACAACAGAUAUGUUAACUUCAUUCUGCCUAAGAACCCACUUGACAAAAAUGCCUUCCGAUGAUUAUGUGACUUACGCUGGCAAA
Messenger RNA from Trichobilharzia regenti, 565 nucleotides. The record is from the annotation of a GenBank genome assembly. NCBI's taxonomy places the organism in Eukaryota, Metazoa, Platyhelminthes, Trematoda, Strigeidida, Schistosomatidae.